This is a messenger RNA of Lucilia sericata (common green bottle fly), 1194 nucleotides long. It is a transcript of the gene Ctu1, whose product is annotated as cytoplasmic tRNA 2-thiolation protein 1. The transcript is spliced from 3 exons. The coding region runs from base 131 to 1162 and encodes 343 amino acids. Gene Ontology annotation, cellular component: cytosolic tRNA wobble base thiouridylase complex; mitochondrion. The record is from RefSeq and is a predicted model, not a curated record. NCBI's taxonomy places the organism in Eukaryota, Metazoa, Arthropoda, Insecta, Diptera, Calliphoridae. Gene Ontology annotation, biological process: tRNA wobble position uridine thiolation. Gene Ontology annotation, molecular function: tRNA binding.
UGUGGAUGAAUCACCAAUGUUAUCAUUUUAUUGUACAUGACAUUUAAAUAAAAAGCGGCAUUUAUUUUUGUAAAUAAACGUGUUUUUAUGUUAAAUUUUAACAAAUAAAAUCGUAGUUUUAUGUGUUAAAAUGCCUAUAAAUUGUAAAUCUAAUUGUGGCAACAAAGCAGUGUUAAAGCGUCCCAAAACCGCAGAUGCUUUAUGCAAAGAAUGUUUUUUUGCUGCCUUCGAGGCAGAAAUUCAUCAUACCAUCACUUCCAGUAAUUUAUUUCGACGUGGUGAAAAGGUUGCUGUAGCAGCAAGUGGUGGCAAAGACUCCACGGUUUUGGCUCAUGUCCUAAAACUACUCAACGAACGUCACGAUUAUGGUCUAGAUCUAGUGCUUUUGUCCAUAGAUGAAGGCAUCACCGGUUAUCGCGAUGAUAGUUUAGAGACUGUAAAACAAAACCGCGAUGACUAUCAAAUACCUCUGAAAAUUCUGUCAUACGAAGAACUUUAUGGUUGGACCAUGGAUCGUAUUGUUGCGCAAAUAGGUCGUUCCAAUAACUGUACAUUUUGUGGUGUAUUCCGUAGACAAGCCUUAGAUCGAGGAGCCAAAUUACUGGAGGUCGAUAGUAUAGCUACUGGUCAUAAUGCCGAUGAUAUAGCAGAGACAGUGUUAAUGAAUAUUUUACGUGGCGAUACGGCACGUUUAAGACGAUGCACCGACAUUAAGACGGGCGGCAGUGAAGACUCUAUACCGCGCGUAAAGCCUCUCAAAUACACCUACGAAAAGGAGAUUGUAAUGUAUGCUCAUUAUAAGAAACUAGUGUAUUUUUCCACCGAAUGUGUCUUUGCCCCCAAUGCGUAUCGUGGUCAUGCCAGAGCUUUUCUCAAAGAUUUAGAGAAGGUUAGACCGUCGGUAAUAAUGGAUAUAAUACAUUCUGGAGAACAAUUGAGAUUUAAGGAUACCGUUAAGAAGCCGGUAAGGGGUAUAUGUGAACGUUGUGGUUUUGUAUCCUCCCAACAGCCUUGCAAGGCUUGCGUGUUGCUAGAGGGUCUAAAUCGAGGUUUACCUAAAUUGGGUAUUGGUAAGAAAUCGAAAGGUGAACGUAUGAUAGCUGACCAGGAGAAAGAAUUGGCUUUGAGAGAAAAGGCAAAUUUGGUUAAGAAUGAUUUUUGAUAAAGAGAAAUAAAUAAGAACUCGAAUUAAAA